UUAUGUUUCUCUAAAACCCAUUGUUGUCCAAGGUUUUAGACACUUACCCCACAUUCCCCUGCAUAUUUGUCAUAGUAAAAGUUUAUAUUGGAUUUUCAUACGAUUCAUUGAACUUAUAUAUCUUGUAGAUUGUUUUAAAGGAUAUUCACAUUUUCAGUUAUUCUGCUUAUACAACUUUAUAUGGAUGUAUGAAGUUUUUUCGGAUUAUAUUUUACGUAUAUAUACUUUCUUAUGUUCAUUUAUGGAUGCAUCUGUGCAUGGAAGUAAAAGUGUAUGCAUUUUAUGCAUUGUAAAAGGUGAGCCCCCAUCAGCCUUUACGGUAUUAAAAGGGGCUUUAGAUGGGAAUGGACCCGUUCUCACUAGAACCUUUGGCAAUGAGAAAAUUAAUAUCUCUGUAAUGCGCUUGGCCAAUAUCAUUUCUGGAAGCGGAGGGGAGGAUGAUGACGAUGACAUAAACCAGUUGUUCCUUCACGUGGAUGUGUCAAAGCCUGGACAGGAAAAAUCUUUGCAGUUUCUAUGCGGGCAAUAUCCAGAUGCAUUGGGAAUUCAUUCUGUUUCAUUGAGACAGAAGGCUGAUGACCCGGAGUUUCCAUCUGCAUAUAAUGGCCCUCUUUUUGAUAGUAUUCUCCUGCAAUGGAAUAGGAACGCAUGCCUGCUUGCAAUUCUAACUCCAUGAGGUACCUAUGUUAGUGCACUUUGAGAGCAGUUCAGUCUUCAACAACAUGGAGUUUUAUCUUCG
Messenger RNA from Jatropha curcas, 739 nucleotides. NCBI's taxonomy places the organism in Eukaryota, Viridiplantae, Streptophyta, Magnoliopsida, Malpighiales, Euphorbiaceae. The record is from RefSeq and is a predicted model, not a curated record.